CUUCACAACCCCCGCAUGCACCAGAUGUUUCAAUAUGACUUCAGAAGUUCAGCCCAUCCCCUAUAUUCACCUCCUUUGCAUGCUCGAAUCGGCCUCCGAUGCCUUCACUCGAGCGCUAGGAGAGUAUGGAAUUGACCAGUCUUUGCUUAACUUCACAAUCCACAACACGUUCCUGUCUGACCUGCCACCAUCCUUGAAUUUCGAUUUGGUAGUGUCGCCAGCAAAUUCAUAUGGCAUUCUAGACGGCGGUUUCGAUGAUGCGAUAUCGCGGGCCUUUAGCCCAAAGACGGAAUAUGACGCUCUUACACGCGUUGCGCAGAAAGAGCUGUAUCGUCUGCAUAGCGGCUAUCUCCCACCAGGCUCAUGCUGCAUCGUCAAAAUACCAGAGUCGUUUCGGGGAACGUUGCGGUAUAACGACGGGAAUGGAUGGGGCUGUCGCUAUCUGGCUCUGUGUCCUACCAUGCGUGUUCCUAGUCCCUGCGAUUGGGACAGAGACGUUGUGUACGAAUGUAUCUGGAGCUUAUUGAAUGCGAUCGAGCAGCAUAAUAAUAAAUCCGCAGCGGAGGAGGGCAGUAGUAGUAGUAGUGCCGGCUCAGCGAAGAUAGAAUCUAUCUUGAUGACGCCGUUGGGCACUGGUACGGGAGGUAUCAGCGACGACAAAUGGGCAAAGCAGACGGUCCUGGCUAUCAAACAUUUCAUCGAUGCGAAGCAGCAUCCGGAGAAAUGGUCCGCGAUGAACUGGAGAGACACCGGGAAGAUUGAUAUCCAGUUAUUAAAAACUCAGAAUCCGAAGGUAAUAGCACAGUACUACCAGCGCUAGGCUCAUGGCUACCUAUCAAUAUGCGUUGUAGACUUGCUUGUUAGACUGAAGUAUCUAGGGAAAUAUACGAGCGGUAGCUAAACGUCGAGAGGUAACCCUGCCAUGUCUAUAAAGCCAUUUUGCUAGCGACAAGGGUGAUAUACUAUAUACUAUAACAUCUAUUCAAAUUGCCUUAACCUGCCUCUGGAACCUGGGGAUCUGUUUCGUGAACUUUGCAGGGUCAUCCCUGGCACCCUCUUUCCAGUACUCGUACUCGAUCCACGCAUUCUCGGGCAUUUGCUCCUCCAUAGCGGCCAUCCAAUUUCCCAAGUCUGGGGAAAGCGCCUUUCGGGCUCUUGUUCCGCAAGAUCAUGCACUUCGCCGGGGUCCUUCGCAAGAUUGUACAGUUGCCAUCGCUCCGGGCCUUUAGGCUUGGGGAUGAAGACGAUCUUCCAGUCUCCCUUGCGGCAGGCUGCUCGUCCGCACGUCUCCCACCCGUUGAUAAAGUCCUUCUCGUGGAUC
Daldinia vernicosa is the source of this 1321-nucleotide messenger RNA. Its product is annotated as macro domain-like protein. The record is from RefSeq and is a predicted model, not a curated record. Lineage: Eukaryota; Fungi; Ascomycota; Sordariomycetes; Xylariales; Hypoxylaceae. The transcript has 3 exons. Bases 35 to 820 code for a protein of 261 amino acids.